AUGUCUUACAACGCCUAUGGUGGAGCCACCACGGCCCCAUUCUACGCCCACCAGCAGCCUCCGCGCGUCCCGCAAUAUCCACCUCAGCAACACCAGCAAUUUUCAGGCUAUUAUUCCUCCAAUCCUCAGGCCCCUGCUUUUGACGAGAAUAGUUUCCGCUCACUGUACGCACAGCGGCUGGGAGCGCUCACCGUCAAUUCUCGUCCCAUUAUUCAGGAUCUUUCCAUGCUUGCUCAGAAUUACCCACAAAUGGCACACGUUGUCGUCGAUUGCAUUGAACGCCAAGUCCGCACUAUGGCACCGCCAUUCAAACUUCCUCUCUUCUACUUGCUGGACUCUAUUGCUAAGAAUGCGUUUGAGCCGUAUGCAGCUGCCUUUACGCCUCGUAUCGUCCGCCUUUUCCUGGAUACCUAUCACGCCGUCGACCAGCAGACACAGCACAAAAUGCGUGAGAUGAUGGUAACCUGGCGAAAUGGGUCACCGAAUAACAGAGAACUCUUUGGUCCGGGGGUCCAAGGCGAGAUCGAGCGUGUCUGGGGCACUUCGGUACGACGAAUGGUCCCUGCCCGUCACGAACGGUCACUCAAACCGACACCUCUGCACUUGCAGAGACUUCCCACAGCGUCGCAGGUACAGACUGAGCUUGACGUCGUCCUUGUCCAAAAGGAGAGAGCGCUUCAACAGAAUCCUCACGAUGAACUUCUCCCCCGACAUAUUACUGCGCUUCAUGAGUUAAGAAAAAUGCUGCCUACUAUGGGUGCGAGCGAUCUCACAGCUACAUUAACGAGACUCCGAGAGAUGGCGAGAGCGUCUGCACCAGCCCCCCAAGCUCCACCACCACCAAUUCCCUACACUGCAGCGCCGUUUGCCCAGCCCUACCCAUCUUUCCCUCCCGCCGCUGCCCCUCCCGUGCAAGUGCCUCCCGCGCAGAACGUUAUCCCCGUCAUUCCACCGACACUGAACGCACAGAAUAUAAUCUCGCUGUUGUCUUCGAUUACGUCGCUGCAAAGUGGAAAAAUAGCUGUUGAGACCCCUGCCUCAGUUGAGAUAUCGGCCUCUACCUCGGUUGAGGAUUACGAAAAGGCAAUACUGCAACGCAAGAUCAAGCUCAAUACACACGAUAUUACAAAGACCGCACCCCAAGCAUUACCUUUUCUGUAUAUCAAAGACUCUCCACAGUGCAAUGAGUGUAGCAUGCGUUUUCCUGCUGGCGAGGAUGGCAAGAUCAAGUUGCGGGAUCACCUUGAUCAGCACUUCCGUCAAAACAUCAAGUCGAGCGAAAACUUGGGCAGAGGGUUCUCUCGGAGCUGGUUCGUCGGCAAAAAGGAUUGGGUUAAUGACAUUCCGGAGCAUUCUCUGAACAAGGGCAAGCGCCCAGCUACUGUUCUCACUGACAAGCAAAAGGCAGAAGCUGCCGAAGCACUGAGGAAAGAGCUCGAAGCCAAAUACCUGGUCGUGCCCCCUGGUGAGGAAGGCAAAGAGGUUCGAUGCGCCAUCUGCACAGAGAAGAUCAACGUCGAGUUUAUGGAAGAAGAUGAUGGAGAUGGUGAUUGGGUAUGGAGAAACGCCGUCAAGGUUGACAACAAGAUUUAUCACGCUACUUGUCAACACGACUGGUCAACAUCGAGUUUCAACAAGAGUCGGCUUGCCAAUGGUGGAAGCAGACAAGCGACGCCAGAUGUGAUCGGCUCUCGCGAUAGUGGUACUCCGCAGAGGAUCAAGACUGACUCACCGCGUACGCCUCCAACUCGACUGCUCGCUGUCGCCGGCACCAAGCGCAAAGCCAAUGCACCAGAGUCGGGCAAACAAGCUUCGCCGUCGUCAAAAGAGGGUACCCCGCUCGUCAAAGCCGAAACUGAUGAACCCCGCAUCAAACGUCGGGCCAUCGAGGUUUAG
Serendipita indica DSM 11827 is the source of this 1896-nucleotide messenger RNA. NCBI's taxonomy places the organism in Eukaryota, Fungi, Basidiomycota, Agaricomycetes, Sebacinales, Serendipitaceae. The record is from the annotation of a GenBank genome assembly.